This is a messenger RNA of Coffea arabica (coffee), 1125 nucleotides long. RefSeq names its product protein FAR1-RELATED SEQUENCE 5-like. Gene Ontology annotation, molecular function: zinc ion binding. The record is from RefSeq and is a predicted model, not a curated record. NCBI's taxonomy places the organism in Eukaryota, Viridiplantae, Streptophyta, Magnoliopsida, Gentianales, Rubiaceae. Gene Ontology annotation, biological process: regulation of DNA-templated transcription.
AUGACUACAACUCAAAGAAGUGAGAGUAUGAACAGUGUUCUCAAAAGGUAUGUGAAUUAUAAACACAAUUUUCUUGAGUCUUUUAAUCAUUUUCAGAGGCUACUUGAAGAUCGCCGUUAUGAAGAGUUAAAAGCUGAUUUUAGGGCAAAUAUAAGCUUUUUAGCAUUACAGUAUCCUUGUGAGCUCUUGAAACAUGCAGCGAAUAUGUACACGCCUAAAGCUUUCAAGUGCUUUCAAACUGAAUGGUGCAAGUCUUUAGAUGCUAAAUUUCAUGAUUGUGGUGAAGUUGAAUCUGUGAGAAAUUGUAGAAAUUUUCAAUUUACUGGAAUUUUUUGUUCUCAUAUUUUGAAAGUUUUUAUGAUGAGAAAUAUUGUCAAGAUUCCAAGUGAAUACAUAUUAAAGAGAUGGACACGCAAAGGAAAAACUGGAUUUUUUGGAGAUGAAGAUUCUACUGUUGACACCAACAAUUUAGAUCCUAAAUUGGUCUCAAGCAUGCGGUAUAGAGAAUUGUGCAGGAUAUAUGUUCAAUUAGCUACACGAGCAGCGGAAACAGAGGAAACAUACAAAAUUGCAAAAGAUAGUCUUCUUAAGAUGCUUGAAGAGGUGGAUGCAAAAUUACAGGGUGAAGUAGCCUCUCAAAAAUCAAAUGAAACUACUAAUCGCAUGAGCCAAUCCGGGAAAGCAGUUGGUGAAGGAAGUGGUAAUAAAAUCAAAGGGAUCAAAGCUAAGGCAAAAACUACUUCUGGUAAAAGGUUGAGAAGUAGUUUAGAAAAGGUUUCAAAUAAGAGAAAAUCAACAAAUAAAAGUCGAGGUGGAGCAAAAGUUACAACCUCAGGACCACCAUUAUCAUCAACACAGGCUGAUUCAAGUCAAUCAAUGAAUGUUGAAAAUUUUAAAAAGGAUGCACAACAUUCAAUCAGUAUGACUAGGUUACUGGAGGAACAACAAGCACGUAGCGUUGAAAGUUUAGUAAAGAACAACUUAGGGGAACAUAACAAUGUGAUUAGCUUUGCAAGUGUAAGUGAUGGCCGUGUUACUGAAACAACCGUUGUUGGUGUUAGAUGCAAUAACUACAGUGGCAGUCAAAUUCCACGUCAAGGUGGCAACAAUGUUCAGGAUCUUUAA